Molecule: messenger RNA, 1238 nt
Organism: Sardina pilchardus (European sardine)
Lineage: Eukaryota; Metazoa; Chordata; Actinopteri; Clupeiformes; Clupeidae
Gene: gpr82
Product: G protein-coupled receptor 82
Exons: 2
Coding region: 97-1119 (340 amino acids)
Biological process (GO): G protein-coupled receptor signaling pathway
Cellular component (GO): plasma membrane
Molecular function (GO): G protein-coupled receptor activity
Source: RefSeq, a predicted model, not a curated record
GAAAGUCAAAUUGAAAUGCACACAUGUGCACAUUGUUAACAGAACUUCUUAACGUGAUCCUGCUAUAAUUGCUGUCCCAAAUGGAGGUUUAAAGGAAUGGACCAUAGACCCAACAUGAGUGACCACGGCCUGCAGAAGCCAGACAGAGAGGUCCUCUCCUGGCUCUACCUAUUCCUGGCUCUCCUAGGCUUCCUCACUAACGGCCUGGUGCUGUAUGAGCUAUGGAGGACCCAGAGGAAGCCCACAGUCAUUUUUGCCCUGAACAUGGUAGUGUCUGAUAUCAUCCUUUGCGUCAGCUUCCUCUUCCGGAUAGCUUACUAUCAAAAGAGCGAUUGGCACGCAAAUUUGCUACUCUGCCAGGUGGUCUUAUCAGUCGCGAUCAGCGUCUUCUACGUGAAUAUCUAUUGCAACAUGUGCUUCCUCUUGUGGACAAGCAUCAACCGCUAUGUCACUGUAGUGCAGCCACGUUACACAGUGCUGCAAGCAUUCAGAAGCCCACAGAGAUGCAGCGUACUCUGUGCUGCCACCUGGUUAGUCUUUCUGGUAAUAGUAACCACAAGAGUGACGUGGACUCAGGUGAAGAUCAAAUGGAAACCAAUAGAAACAAACGGCUCCUGCUCUGACGUGAUGGAGUAUCACAAGAAAGAGCAACGAGUCACACUGGCCUUCGGUACGCUGCUCUUCUUUCUCAUUCUCGGAGCGAUGCUGGUCAGCUACGGCCUGCUCCUGUACCACCUGCAGAAGAUCCGCAGAACCUGCCUCCAGAGCGCCGGGUUCAGACCAGGCCUGGGCCUGAGAGUCAAGAGGAAGGUCCUGGCGUCCAUGUCGGUGUUCCUGGUCUGCUUCCUCCCACACCACAUCCAGCGGAGUGUCAGGCUUCUCUCGGCGCGAGAAGAAGAUUCCGCCACGGAGCAAAUGUUCUCCAAGGUCCAGACUGUCACUAUUCUGGUGGCCGCGUUGAACUGCUGCCUCAAUCCCAUCCUGCACCUGGUGCUUCGCUUGCCAUGCUGUCGUCCAAAGAGACCCAAAUGUGCAAUGGCCGUCACAGACUGCUCCAGGAACCAAAUACCACAGAUACAUAUCACCGAGGCAACUGAGAGAGAAUUGGGCACAUUAUGAUAUACUGUAUUGUGGCUUACUGGUUAGGGCUUCGAGCUUGUAACCGGAGCUUGUGCCGGUUCGAUCCCCGACCAGUCCACGGCUGAAGUGCCCUUGAGCAAGGCACCUAACCCAAGUUA